Messenger RNA from Diabrotica virgifera virgifera (western corn rootworm), 743 nucleotides. RefSeq lists its product as uncharacterized. The record is from RefSeq and is a predicted model, not a curated record. The coding region runs from base 271 to 618 and encodes 115 amino acids. NCBI's taxonomy places the organism in Eukaryota, Metazoa, Arthropoda, Insecta, Coleoptera, Chrysomelidae. The transcript has 3 exons.
UUUCUGUCGAUGGCAAUUGUCAUGAAAAUAUUUGAAUUUUUAGUUUUAAUUCAAAUAUUUUCUUGUUUUACUAAGUGUCACUUCAGCAUCAAUUAGAGUAUAACCUAGCAAAACUAGAAAAUAAUUCAAUUAAAGCUAAAAAUUCAAAUAUUUUCAUGACGCGUGACAUCGAUAGAAGGCGACUGUAGAUAUCUACAGUGCACGGAAUCCAGGCCCUGAUUAUUCUCAAAGGUUUGGUAACAAGCAUACACGUGCAUACACUAACAUCUAAUGAUGGGUGAUAAUUAUAAUUAUUAUUUUCCAGAGAAAGUUCUCGUAUCGACAACAAUUUUCGUUCUAGUGGGGUUGGUAGUGGCCACACAAGUGUUUUAUAUAUUUUUUAUCAUCCACACAACUAAAGCUUUUAGAAAGGAAAUCAUUAGAAGAGGACGACUAAUAUCAGUUUUACCAAUAAUUUCGACAAUUGGUGCAACGAUGCCCGUUCAUGUAAACGUCCAACAAACUGUAAAUGUUCCAAAUGCUCCACAACAAAAUACUUACCCACCGAAUGCUUAUACAGCUCCUGAUGGUUCCAGAAUGUUCGAUGAUAAAGUAGCACCACCAGCAUACGUACCGUAACAAAAAUAAAUUGAGGUUUAAUUAUUAAAAAGAUAAAUAAAUAAAUACGUUUAUCCUAAACUAUUUAUCAAUAUGAUUUCUUACAAUUUUUAGAGAAAAUAAAAUAUUUUUUGUCUUUUUUAUUA